AUGCUUGAUGCAAAAUAUGAAAAUUUAAAUAAAUAUGAUUUGAAAAUAUAUCAAAAUGACAUAAUAAAAAAAAAACAGAAGAAAAAUUAUUUAAGAAAUAUUUUAUUCUUUCCUUCUUUAUUUUGGUUUAAUGGUAAUUUUUCGUAUCCAUUACCUUUUUUAAAAUAUAAUGAAAUUCAUGGAUACAGAGUAAAAGAUUAUGUAACCUGUUCAGUACAUAAGCAUAGUAUCAUUAUCAGAAAAAUUUUGAAAAAUGAAAUAUUAAAUAUUAACAUGUUUAAUGAAAAAAAAGUUUUAUCAUGCCUAUUUUAUAUAAAUAUUGAUUAUAUAUUAAAAUUGUUAAAUAUACAUACAGAAUCAUAUUCUUUUUUGAAUGGAAAUAAAUCAUUGGAAAAUUCUGAUGAAAAUAUAAAUUACUACUUAUUUUGUUAUAACGAGAAAAAUGAAAUAUAUUUAUUAGAUGUUAAAAAAAAUAAUUCCAUUUUUAGUAUUUGUGAGAAAAAGCAGAUAACUUGUUUGAAUUUCAAUUUUCUUUAUAUAAAUGAAAAGAAUAGUUUAUAUAAUAAAUUAUCGAAUGAUAUAUAUGAAGAAAAUAUAAAAAUAGUUGAUUUUGAUAAUAUUGAUGAAAAGAUUGUUGCAAAGAAUAAAUACUGUUUUGAAUUAAUGAAAGAUAAAUUUACUGAUGAUUUAUAUGAACAAAAUUUUAGAAUUUUAAAAAAUAUUUUUUAUGUUUUAAUAUAUGGCGAUAAUGAAGGUAAUGUUUAUUUUUUUUUUCCUGAAAAAAAAAUUAAAAUAAAAAAAAAAUUAGCAAAUGAGAGAAUUCAAUUCAUUGAAACAAAUGUUAAAGAAUAUUUUAAGAUAAAAAAUAGACAUGAUUUAUUUCAAACAAUUAAUAACAACUAUUAUAUUUUUAUAGCUUUUAAUCAUUCUAUUCAUGUACUUAAUUUUUAUAUUUUUGAAACAUAUUUUAUUAUAAAUUUUGUGAAUGAAAAGUUAUUUUGUCUUACUACCAAAUUUAAUUAUUUAUGGAAAAAUUAUUUAUCUUUUUCUACUAAAAAUUAUGUAAAAGUAUUUGACAUUAAUGAAAAAAAAUUAUUACACAACAUUCAAAUAAAUAAUGUAAUUGAAAAAAAUAAUAUCCAUAAUAAAAGUUUAAAAGAUGAUAUAAUAAAUUAUGAUGAAAAUAAAAUAAAAAAUUUAAAUGUUAAUAAUUUCGAUGAGAAAAAUAUAGAGCAUAAUCAUAAUAAUAAUUAUGAUGAAGAUAAAAAUAGUAAUAUCUACAUUGAAAAAUAUGCAUAUGGGAAAAAGGAAAAAAAAAUCAAAAAUAAUAAUUCAUUGCAACAAGUAAAAAAUAUGGAUUUAAAGAAAAAAGAAAAAGAACUGAAUUAUUAUACUUGUAUAUAUUUCGAUUUAAAGGAUAAUUUAUUUAUAUCAAAUAAUAAAGGAUUAAUAAAUGUAUAUAAUCUAAGUAAACAAAAAGUAAUAAAUACAUUUGAUAUAAAUUGUAAAGUAAUAUUUUAUUUAUAUUCUUUUACCAUAAAGAAUAAUGAAUAUAUAUAUGUAUACGAUUCAGAAAAAUUUUAUUAUUUAUUUCUUAUAAAUAGUAAUCAAGUUAUUUACAAAAUUUUUACCAUUGGUGCAUGGAUAUACCAUAUCUUGUACUUUCAUAAUAAUAUAAUUUUUUCUUUAGGAAAUGAGAAUUUAUAUAAUUUAGUCAUAGAUAGCUCUAAAAGAAAUUUUUUAAAGUCAAUAUAUUAUAACAAUAUAAAUAUUUGUAUCUAUUUAAUUAAUCAUCCUAAUUUACCUAUUAUUGCAUUUAUUAAUAAAAAAUAUGUAUUUGGAUUUUUUUUCUUAAAUGAUACAAAAAAUGUAAUUAUUCCUUCAGUAAAAGAAAAUCAAAAUAUUGUAUCUAUUUGUUGGUUUAAUAGAAAUAAAAAUCAUUAUUUAUAUAGGAAUGAUACAACAGAUGAUUUUUCAAAUAAUGAAGAAACUUCUUAUGUAUAUUAUUCAAUAUAUUCAGAAAAUGAGAAUCAUGAAAUAUUACGAAACAAAAAAAAAAGGAGAAAAAAAAUAAUUAAUAAAUAUACAAAACACAAUAAUGAUUUUGAUACAUAUAUUGCUGUGUUAAAUGAAAACACAUUAUAUUUAUAUAAUAUUUUGAAUAAAGAAGUGAAAAACUUAAAUAAUGAUCUACUAAAAAGUUUAUAUAAUUUUAAAGGAAAAAAGUAUAUCAGUUCUACAUUUGUAAAUGAUCUAUGUUAUGUUUUCAUCCUAUAUGAAAAAAAAUUAAUAAUAUUUGAUGAAUUCUUGACUUUCUCUGAAUACAUUAUAAAAAUAGAGGAGAAAAUAAAUAAGAUGUAUUUAAAAGAAGAUAUCUUAUUUUUGCAUUCAAAUAGCAAUGUGUAUUUUAUAUUCAUAAAACAUAUUAUAGAUAAAUUUAUGAAAACGAAUUAUUAUCAGGAUAAAAAUAUAGAUAAAAAAGAUUCGAAUGAAAAUAAUACAUUAUACAGCCAUGAUUUAUAUUUUAUAAGAUUAAAAUUAGAACAUAAUUUAAAAAUAGUUCUUUUUGAUUUUUAUUACAUUGAUAAAGAGAUAUAUGUAGCUAUUUUUUCCAAAAAAAAACAAAUAUUUGUGUAUAAAAUAAAUUUAAUUAAUGACUGUGUAAAGCAAAUUUAUGAGAAUAAACAUUUAGAAAUAGAAGCUAAAUUAUUAUCUCAAUUUUUUAAUUUUUAUAUUUUUGAUCAUAUAAAUAAAGUAGGUAGUAUUUUAUGUAUGAAGUUUUUUUACAAUUAUAAAAAAAAGAAAAUUUAUUUAACUUUUGGGGGUUUGGAACAAUUUCUUUUUUUGUGGAAUUUUUUGAAGUAUUCUAUAAUUCAGAUAAAAUGA
Plasmodium gallinaceum is the source of this 2886-nucleotide messenger RNA. RefSeq names its product conserved Plasmodium protein, unknown function. Gene Ontology annotation, molecular function: protein binding. Lineage: Eukaryota; Apicomplexa; Aconoidasida; Haemosporida; Plasmodiidae. The transcript has a single exon. Bases 1 to 2886 code for a protein of 961 amino acids. The record is from RefSeq and is a predicted model, not a curated record.